CCAACGAAACGAAAUAUGACGCAUAUUUAUUCACACAUUAAAGUCAGCGAAUAGAAGGCUGGCUUCGUUUGACGUUUUUUUAAAUAAACAAAAUUUACAUGCCCAGUAUCGUAUUAUAUUUUUCACUUAUUUAGCAAGUAAAUAUUUUUUUAAAAUCUAUAGUUGUAAGUGAGUAUAUGUAUAUCGCGUGGCAACAUUCUGUGGUCACUUAGUUUGAAACAUCAUGGCAGCGGAUCAAGAACAAUUUCACCAGCUUUUGAAUACGCUAUUAUCGACUGAAAAUGAAGUCAGGACAAAAGCUGAGGAGGCUUAUUCAAAUAUGCCUGUGGAAACCAAGGUGACAUAUUUGUUGGGAGCUAUACACAAUGGGCAAAUGACUGAAGAAGCACGUACAAUGGCAGCUGUGCUGCUCAGACGUCUAUUUUCCUCUGAAUUUAUGGAUUUUUAUUCUAAGAUACCAGUUGAAGCACAAGCACAAUUAAAGGAACAAGUUUUACUAACAAUACAACUUGAUCAAUCAGUACAAAUGCGACGUAAGGUAUGUGAUGUUGUAUCAGAAGUUGCACGGAACUUGAUUGAUGAUGAUGGGAACAACCAAUGGCCUGAGUUUUUGCAAUAUCUUUUUCAAUGUGCAAAUGCACCUAAUCCACACUUGAAAGAAGCAGCUUUAAGAAUGUUUACGUCUGUGCCUGGUGUUUUUGGCAAUGAACAGCCAAGAUAUUUAGAUUUGAUCAAGCAAAUGCUACAGCAGUCGCUGAUGCCUGAUUCUGGCUAUGAUGUCAGGUUUCAAGCAGUCCGAGCAGUAGGAGCUUUUAUAAUACUACAUGAUAAAGAUACUGUGAUACAUAAACACUUUGCUGACCUCUUACCUGGAUGUUUGCAAGUACUUGCUGAGAGUAUUGAGAAACAAGAUGAUACAGCCUUGUUGAAAGUAGUAAUUGACUUAGCAGAAUCUACACCAAAGUUUCUUAGAUCCGAAUUGGAAUCUAUAUUCCAAAUGUGUAUGAAGGCAUUUGCUGAUACCAAUAUGGAUGAUUCAUGGAGACAGUUGUCUCUUGAAGUUAUGGUUACAUUAUCUGAAACAGCACCUGCAAUGGUUCGUAAAGUGACUGGAAAGUACGUUGUAGCCUUAGUUCCACUUGUUUUGCAAAUGAUGUGUGACAUAGAUGAUGAAGAUGACUGGGCCAUAUCAGAUGAAAUCAUUGAAGAUGAUAGUGAAUGUAAUAAUGUUGUUGCUGAAUCAUCACUGGACAGAUUGGCUUGUGGACUUGGCGGUAAAACUAUGUUACCUUUGGUAAUUCAAAACAUACCACCUAUGUUAAGCCAUGCAGACUGGAAACAAAGGCAUGCCGCUUUAAUGGCUAUCAGUGCUGUUGGAGAAGGUUGUCAUAAACAAAUGGAAUCUAUGUUGGAUGAAAUUAUGAAUGGAGUGCUCAACUUCUUGCAAGAUCCACACCCACGAGUUCGAUAUGCUGCUUGCAAUGCUAUUGGUCAAAUGUCAACAGAUUUUGCUCCAGUCUUUGAAAAGAAAUUCCACAGCAAAGUUGUGCCUGGAUUACUUAUGGUAUUAGAAGACAACAUGAAUCCCAGAGUUCAAGCACAUGCUGGUGCAGCUUUAGUUAACUUUAGUGAAGAUUGCCCAAAAAAUAUUUUGACCCAAUAUUUAGAAAGUAUAAUGGCUAAACUUGAGGCUAUUUUAACUGCCAAAUUUAAGGAGCUAGUGGAGAAAGGCACAAAAUUAGUUCUAGAACAAGUAGUUACUACAAUAGCAUCAGUAGCAGAUACAUCUGAGAAGGAGUUUGUGGCAUAUUACGAUAGACUCAUGCCUUGUUUAAAAUAUAUAAUUCAAAAUGCAAACACAGAUGAAUUGAAAAUGUUGCGGGGAAAGACCAUUGAGUGUGUUAGUCUUAUUGGUUUGGCUGUCGGUGCAGAGAAAUUCAUGCGUGAUGCCAGUGAGGUGAUGGAUAUGCUCCUAAAAACUCAUUCAGAAGGAGAGCUGCCUGAUGAUGAUCCUCAAACAUCAUAUUUGAUAUCAGCAUGGGCAAGAAUAUGCAAAAUUUUAGGUAAGCAAUUUGAACAAUAUUUGCCACUUGUUAUGGGUCCUGUAAUGAGAACAGCCUCCAUGAAACCUGAAGUAGCUUUAUUAGACAACGAUGAUUUGCAAGAAGUUGAUGGUGAUGAAGAUUGGCAAUUUGUCAAUCUUGGAGAGCAACAGAACUUUGGUAUAAGGACUGCAGGUUUGGAAGAUAAAGCAUCAGCUUGUGAAAUGUUGGUUUGCUAUGCAAGAGAAUUGAAAGAAGGUUUUGCUGAUUAUGCAGAGGAAGUAGUUAAACUGAUGGUUCCCAUGCUUAAAUUUUAUUUCCAUGAUGGUGUCCGGUCAGCAGCUGCAGAAUCAUUGCCUUGUCUAUUAGAUUGUGCAAAAAUCAAAGGUCCCCAAUAUUUACAAGGGAUGUGGUUAUACAUUUGCCCAGAACUGAUAAAGGCUAUUGAUACUGAACCGGAAAAUGAAGUCACUGUUGAAUUAAUGCAUUCCUUAUCAAAAUGCAUAGAAACACUGGGAGCUGGAUGUUUAUCAGAAGAACAUAUGAAAGAUAUAUUAACAAUUAUAAAUAAAAUGAUGAAUGAACAUUUUGAAAGAGCAACCGAAAGAUUAGAAAAACGGAAAGAUGAAGAUUAUGAUGAGGUUGUAGAAGAGCAAUUAUGUGAUGAAGACUCAGAUGAUAUUUACACAUUAUCCAGAGUUGCAGAUGUGAUCCAUGCUUUGUUUUUAUCUUACAAGGCUACUUUUAUACCGUACUUUGACCAAGUUUGUGGUCAUUUUGUUAAAUUACUCAACCCAGAUGGCCCAUGGUCUGAUAGGCAAUGGGGUCUAUGUAUAUUCGACGAUGCAAUUGAAUUUGCUGGACCCUUAUGUUCCAAAUAUCAAGAAUUUUUCCUAGCUCCUAUGUUGCAAUUUCUUAGUGACAAUUCAGCUGAAGUGAGACAAGCAGCUGCUUAUGGUUGCGGUGUCCUCGGACAGUUUGGUGGAGAACAAUUUAGCCAAGCCUGUGCUCAAGCAAUUCCUAGGUUGAUGGAAAUAAUAAAUGCCCCAAAUAGUAGAGCUCCAGAAAAUGUUAAUCCUACAGAAAAUGCCAUAUCUGCUGUCACAAAAAUAUUGAAAUUUAACUCGAGUGCAAUAAAUGUUGAUGACAUCAUCAUCCACUGGCUGUCUUGGCUGCCUGUUUCUGAAGAUGAAGAUGAAGCUGAAUACGUUUAUGGUUAUUUAUGUGAUCUAAUUGAAGCAAAUCAUCCAUUAGUUUUAGGACCUAAUAAUAAUAAUUUGCCUAAAUUAAUAACAAUAAUUGCUGAGGCCUUCUUUAGGGAUGCAAUCUCCAUUGAAAAUGAUGUUGCCAAACGAAUGGUGAAUAUUGUUCGACAAGUACAGAGCAAUCAAGAAAUGUUUAAUGCAUGUCUAUCAGUGUUGAACUCAUCACAACAAGAAGCCCUAUCUGAAGCAAUGAAAGCAACGCCAACAUCUUAAAGCAUUAUAUAUUUAACACAAAAACAUGGGUAUAAAAAUUCCUUCAUGAAUCAAUUUAUACAUUUAUUUUUAUACUGCGGUUGAAAUGAUAAAACCACUUUAGAAUAUUUAUUUAUUAAAUUUUUGUUAUAUUUAAACGCUUAACAAACAACAGUGUUGUUUCCAAAAUUAUC
Molecule: messenger RNA, 3693 nt
Organism: Ctenocephalides felis (cat flea)
Lineage: Eukaryota; Metazoa; Arthropoda; Insecta; Siphonaptera; Pulicidae
Product: importin-5-like
Exons: 16
Coding region: 224-3520 (1098 amino acids)
Biological process (GO): protein import into nucleus
Cellular component (GO): cytoplasm; nucleus
Molecular function (GO): nuclear import signal receptor activity; protein binding
Source: RefSeq, a predicted model, not a curated record